AUGAUAGACAAAGAGUUAGCCUCAUUUUUGGGAGCAACAGGUCCAACUGAUCCUUUGAGAAUGCGCUGGACAAAUUCAACUGUUAAUGAAGAGAACGAUUCUCAGAGGAUCAACUUAACUAUCAAAGGCAAAAAUGAAAAUAAAGAAUUUUUUAUGACGAACGUAAGAACUGUCAGCGAUCUGAAUUUACCAACUCAGACAAUUAGUUACGAGAAAUUCAUGAAAAAAUGGAAUUAUUUGCCACCAAUUAACCUUCCAGACUUAAUAGAUGCGCAACCAAAAAUAUUAAUCGGGCAAGACAAUAUUCAUUUAAUAAUUGCACGUGAGGUUAUAGAGGCUGGAAAAAAUUCACCAAUAUUGUCUCGUACUAAGCUUGGUUGGGUUGUUCAUGGCAAUAUGAUGCACCGUGGCCGUGUUGACAAUGCAUUCAUUUUACAUGUCGAUAGGGAUGAAGAAUUGCAUGAAUUAGUUAAAAUGUCUUUUAAAAUUGAUAGCCUUGGAGUGAAGAUGGAAGAGAAAAUAUCAGUAGAAGAAGCUAGAGCAACGAAAAUAAUGGAAGAAACAGCUAAGAGAGUCGGAAACAGAUGGGAGAUAGGCCUUCUAUGGAAAGAAGAUGAUGUUAAAAUGCCUCAGUCGAGGUCAGCAGCAGAAAAUCGUCUCAAAAUGAUGGAAAAGAAAUUAGCCCGGAAUCCAGUAUUUUCCAAGGAAUAUUUAAACAAAUUGAAUGAAUAUGAAGGCAACGGGUUUCCAAGAAAGGUCAUAGAUAAGGAAAUACAGGAUGAAAAAUCAUGGUAUCUACCUCAUUUUGGAGUUGUGAAUCCCAAAAAGCCUGGAAAGGAGACAUCAAAGACAUGUUCCACAGAGUAUACAUCAGAGAAGAAGAUAGAAAAUUUCAAAGAUUUUUGUGGUGGGGAGAAAAUGGACAAACGACGGAAUAUGAAAUGACAGUGAUGAUUUUCGGAGCAGCUUCUUCUGCACAGUUCAUAAUGAGAAAAAACGCGAAAGAGUUUGAAGACGAAUUUCCUGAAGCAGCAAGGGUAAUUUUAGAACAGCAUUAUAUGGAUGAUUAUUUAGAUAGUGUUGAUUCUGUAGAAGAGGCAUUAGAUUUAAUAACCGGUGUCGAAGAGGUUCAUAAGAGAGGUGGUUUCCAAAUAAGAAAUUGGACAAGUAACUCCAAAGAAGUUUUAAAGCUGAUUCCGACAGAAAAAAGAACAAGGGAAUUGAAAGAUGUAGAAAUAGAGAAAGAGCUUCCAGCAGAACGUGUUCUAGGACUUCACUGGAAUCCGAAUGAAGAUUGUUUUUUGUUCAAAGUCGAACCCAAGGAAAUUAUGGAAAUUUUAGAAAAGAAAGCAAUAACUACUAAAAGAAAAAUGUUGAAAAUUGUAAUGUCAGUUUUUGACCCUCAUGGGUUUCUAUGUCACUUCACUCUCAAAGCAAGAAUUUUGUUACAAGAAAUUUGGAAAAUGGUUUCUGGAUGGGACGACAAAUUAGAACAUUCGGUAAAUGAAAAAUGGCUCAAAUGGUUGCAAGAUUUAAGAAAAAUUGAAGGUGUGAAAAUUCAUAGAUGCUAUUUGGAUGAUAAUACGGAACGUAAAAUACAAUUGCAUACGUUUUGUGAUUCCAGUUCGAAAGCCUUAGCUGCAGUUUCGUAUUUUCGAAUUUUAUCAUAUCAAAAAAUUUAUUCCAAUAUCGUUAUGGCAAAAUCAAGAGUAAGUCCUCUGAAAACCUUAUCUAUUCCUAGAUUAGAACUUCAAGGAGCAGUACUGGGAGCUCGUUUGGCUAGAACAAUAAGAGAAAAUCACAGUAUUCCUAUAAAUCGUCAGUAUUUUUGGACGGAUUCCCGGACAGUAAUCAGUUGGUUGAAAUCAGAUUCUCGCAAACUUAAGCCAUUUGUGAGUCAUAGAGUUAAUGAAAUAUUGGAUAUAUCUGAAGAGAAUGAAUGGAAUUGGAUUUCAAUAAAGGAGAAUGUAGCAGAUGAAGCAACUAGGGAUAAUAUAAAUUGUGAAUGGUCGGAAUUAAGUAGGUGGAACAUUGGUCCAUCCUUUCUUAGAUGCGAUGAAGACACGUAGUUCAGAGAAAACGAAAUAGAGAUAGACAAAGGAGAAAAUGAAAAAAUGGAAGAAUUUUUCAGGGAAAUGAAAAAAGAAUACGUUGUUCUGACAACGGAAGGAGACAAUUUAAUUGAGUCUAUUCCGAAAAUUGAAAGGUUUUCAUCUUAUAUUCGACUCAUAAGGUCAACUGCCUGGUUGUUGAGAGCUAUUCAAGUUUUCAGAGGUACCAUAAA
Messenger RNA from Harmonia axyridis, 2284 nucleotides. RefSeq lists its product as uncharacterized. NCBI's taxonomy places the organism in Eukaryota, Metazoa, Arthropoda, Insecta, Coleoptera, Coccinellidae. The transcript has 2 exons. Bases 1 to 945 code for a protein of 314 amino acids. The record is from RefSeq and is a predicted model, not a curated record.